Molecule: messenger RNA, 2570 nt
Organism: Lactuca sativa (garden lettuce)
Lineage: Eukaryota; Viridiplantae; Streptophyta; Magnoliopsida; Asterales; Asteraceae
Product: putative 3,4-dihydroxy-2-butanone kinase
Biological process (GO): glycerol catabolic process
Cellular component (GO): cytosol
Molecular function (GO): glycerone kinase activity; ATP binding
Source: RefSeq, a predicted model, not a curated record
UAUUUGUUUCUGGUUUUUUCUAUCUUUAACUCCGAUUCUAUCGAACUACUUUUAGGACUGGUUAGAUAAACUUUUGCGUUGAUUUUUAUGAAGAAAUUUGAUGCGUUCUGUUAUAUGUAGGCCACUUUACUUUUAUGUGUGCACUUUUGAGUUUUUGUAAGCAGAUCGAUGAUUUUCCUUUUCUUACAUUUGAUUGAUGGGUAUAGUUUUAAAUUCUACUGCAUAAAAGAUCAUCAACCAAGGACACAGCAUUCUGAUAUCUACUAUCAACAUCUUCUGCUUGUAACUGGUUUACUAUCUUUGAUAGUUUGAUGGUUGUUCUGCUGAUUUGCUUAUGCAGUAUUCUCCCUUUCCCAGAAUAAAGCGAUUCUGUAUAUAUAAAUUAGUAUGUUUGACCAUCUUUCGUCUAUCUAGAAUUCUAAAUAACAACAAACAGAUAAAUCUAGCUGGAAGAAAGCAUUGUUAUCAAUAUUCUGCAAUGAUUGGUAAAGGGAAAAGAGAUGUGGUGACUGAGUUCAUUGAGGGACUUGUAGAAACUUAUCCUGGGUUGCAGUAUUUGGAUGGAUUUCCAGAGGUAAAGGUUGUUUUACGUGGUGAUGUUUCAGGUCCAACAUAUGAAAAAGUUGCUGUUAUAUCAGGAGGUGGGAGUGGGCAUGAGCCUGCUCAUGCUGGGUUUGUAGGGGAUGGGAUGCUCACAGCAGCUAUCUGUGGCGACGUUUUUGCCUCCCCACCUGUUGCUUCAAUUCUUGCUGGCAUAAGAGCUGUGACUGGGCCAAUGGGAUGUCUCCUAAUUGUCAAGAACUACACUGGCGACCGAUUAAAUUUUGGAUUGGCAGCUGAGGAAGCAAAGUCUGAAGGUUACAAAGUAGAGAUGGUGAUUGUUGGAGAUGAUUGCGCUUUGCCACCCCCACGGGGCAUAGCUGGGCGAAGAGGCUUGGCUGGAACCAUUCUUGUCCACAAGAUUGCAGGAGCAGCAGCUGCUUCUGGUCUUCCUCUCUCUGAUGUUGUUGCUGAAGCAAGGCAUGCAUGUGGAGUUGUUGGUACAAUGGGUGUUGCACUCUCAGUUUGCACGCUUCCAGGUCAGCCGAAAUCCGACCGUUUAGGCCCAGGAAAAAUGGAGCUUGGUCUUGGAAUUCAUGGAGAACCUGGUGCUGUCGUGGCAGACAUCCAACCUGUGGAUUUGGUGGUAUCCCAUGUGCUGAAUCGCAUACUCUCAUCAGAGACUAACUAUGUUCCAAUUAAACGUGGGAGUCGUGUUGUACUUAUGAUUAACGGAUUAGGGGGGACACAUGUAAUGGAACUGAUGAUUGCUGCUGGAAAGGCUGUUCCUAUUUUACAGCUGGAACAUGGAGUAGCAGUUGUUAGAGUGUAUACAGGGUCAUUCAUGACUUCUCUUGAUAUGGCAGGGUUUUCAAUAUCUAUAAUGAAGGCAGAGCAAGCAAUUCUGCAACGCCUGGAUGCUGCAACUAAGGCUCCGCAUUGGCCUGUUGGUGUUGAUGGUGAGCAUCCGCCUGCCAAGAUUCCUGUUCCAGUUCCGCCUUCUCGUUCCGCAAAGAAUGAUGAGGUACUGAGUCGACCAGAGCAGCUGAAUGAGCAAGGUCGUGCACUGGAGGUGGCUAUAGAAGCAGCAGUCUCAGCAAUUAUUCAUCUCAAGGACAGUUUAAAUGAGUGGGACAGCAAAGUGGGAGAUGGUGACUGUGGAUCAACAAUGUCUAGAGGCGCAACAGCUAUUCAACAAGACAUGAAGAAGUACUACCCCCUGAAUGAUGCUGCAGAAACCAUUAAUGAGAUAGGAUCAUCUAUCCGAAGAGUCAUGGGAGGAACAAGUGGAAUCCUAUAUGACAUAUUUUGCAAGGCAGCAUAUGCACGGUUGAAACUGAACAGCCAAUCAGACGUUGCUAUUACACCACUCCAAUGGGCUGAUGCAUUUGAAGGGGCCAUCAAUGCUGUUAUGCUAUAUGGUGGGGCUGCUGCAGGCUAUCGCACUAUGCUGGAUGCUCUUAUUCCAGCUUCAACGCUUCUUAAACAGAGGUUAAGUGGUGGUGAUGAUCCAUUGGAUGCAUUUGUUAAGUCAGUUGAUGCAGCAGUUGCUGGAGCAGAGUCUACUAAACAAAUGGAACCUCAGGCUGGGAGAUCAACAUAUGUGAGUGCAGAUAUGCUAACAUCAGUUCCUGAUCCAGGGGCCAUGGCUGCAGCUUCAUGGUACCGUGCGGCCACCCUUGCUUUAAACCACCACAACUCCAAACCACCACCGCCGCCGCCAGCAUAGGCGGGGGUUGGGGCUGGGUGGUAGUACAUUUUUUGUGGAGAAUUUAUGAUUAAUCAUACCAUACCAAUACAAUACAAUACCAAACCAAACAGGAAGGAUCAGGAUCCGCUUAUGCCAUGUGUUGCAUAAAGCUGAGAGACAGACACACAGACAGACAGACAGGGCCAUUCAAACAUAUAUAUUAUAUUAACAUACAAUUAAUGUGACAGAAACUGGAAACGAUUUCGUGAUGAUGAUGAUGAUGUCCAGCAUGGUGUUUGCUAUCUUAACUCUUUCACUCUUAAGCUUUAUCUUUCAUCAA